AUGGCGGCUAAUUGUUACUUUAUUUGUAAUAAAACAACGACUCCUCUACCGAUAACAUUCGAUUUAGAUUCUCCAGUAAGUUUAGAAAUUCCAGAUCAACUUUACGGUAGUUCAUUUACACUCGUUACAAACGCAUCGAAAAUUAUAAGCAACGUCAUUUACAACACAGCAGACAGAGCACAAGAAUUUGCCGAAAGAAUUAAUUCUGGACUCAGACAUAAAUUUGGAUAUUCAAAAAAAUUUAUACAAAUCGGGGAUCACAAUGGAAAAUCUUAA
This is a messenger RNA of Pediculus humanus corporis (human body louse), 276 nucleotides long. RefSeq lists its product as uncharacterized. The transcript is spliced from 3 exons. The coding region runs from base 1 to 276 and encodes 91 amino acids. The record is from RefSeq and is a predicted model, not a curated record. NCBI's taxonomy places the organism in Eukaryota, Metazoa, Arthropoda, Insecta, Psocodea, Pediculidae.